AUGGGCACCUUCAAAGGCCAUGCAAUACCCGGGACCUUCCUCUUCAUUUUUGGAACAUGGUGGACUUUUGCGGUAUGGCGGAACUACGUCCGCAGCAGGCAGAACAAGCAACGCUACGCAUGCCGUUGCUCGUACCCGGUACCCGGUGUGCCCCGGAAAUUCAGCAUAGAAGGCAUCUUCAAGAUCGUCGCCUGCACCUACGGUAUUGCCAGCGAGUCUCGUGCUAUGACAGAAGGCGCCUACUCCGAAAACGGCGCUAUCAUUCAGCACAAUUCUAUGUACGCGUUUUACCUGCUCAACGGCGUCGUGGACGUCUUGUACAACGCCGGAUUCCCAUUCCCGCAGCACACGGACUACGUGGCGAUGUUGCUCGCCGUGACCUCCGAGGGCCUGCUCUUCUACUUCCACGUGCACGGAAGGGCGCACCUCGACGUCAUGGUGCACACGCUCUUGGUUUGCACCAUAGUUGCCGUGGUGAUCUGCAUCGUAGCCGAGAUGUGUCGGCCCCGAAGCGUCCUGGCGUCCCUGGGUCGAGCGUACUUUUGCCUCCUGCAAGCCACGUGGAUGUGGCAGGUCGCCUUCAUCCUCUACAACCCGGUUCCCGGACACAAUCCCUGGGACGUGCACAGCCACAUGGACAUGAUGCUGGCUGCCAGCGUAUUCGCGUGGCACAUGAUGGCUGUGCUGGUCUACGUUGGCACGUUGGGCGCUGUGGCAUGGGCGGUGAACCGAACGUGCGGCAGGUUCUGCCGAUACGUCAUCUCCGGGGAUGCGGAGGACGCCGACGACUUCCGUCAAGUGUUCGUAAAGCGUGACAUGUGA
Molecule: messenger RNA, 822 nt
Organism: Rhipicephalus sanguineus (brown dog tick)
Lineage: Eukaryota; Metazoa; Arthropoda; Arachnida; Ixodida; Ixodidae
Product: transmembrane protein 45B
Exons: 1
Coding region: 1-822 (273 amino acids)
Source: RefSeq, a predicted model, not a curated record